Messenger RNA from Seriola dumerili (greater amberjack), 8269 nucleotides. It is a transcript of the gene map1b, whose product is annotated as microtubule associated protein 1B. The coding region runs from base 1 to 6090 and encodes 2029 amino acids. The record is from RefSeq and is a predicted model, not a curated record. Gene Ontology annotation, cellular component: neuronal cell body; microtubule associated complex; synapse. Gene Ontology annotation, biological process: dendrite development; microtubule cytoskeleton organization; axonogenesis. The transcript is spliced from 7 exons. Gene Ontology annotation, molecular function: actin binding; microtubule binding. NCBI's taxonomy places the organism in Eukaryota, Metazoa, Chordata, Actinopteri, Carangiformes, Carangidae.
AUGGCCACCCUCGUAGAAUCUGCGGAAAUGGAGACUUUAGGCGGCCAAAGCAACACCGGGGCAUCUCCGACAUCCUCCAGCCCCGCGCAGCACUUCAACGACAGCAAAUUUUACCUGCUGGUGGUUAUCGGGGAGAUCAUUACGGAGGAUCACCUGAAGUGUGCCAUUGCGGACAUAGAGAAAGGGAUCCGCUCAUGGGACACCAACCUUAUUGACUGCAACCUGGACCAGGAACUCAAGCUGUUUGUCUCCAGACACUCAGCUCGUUUCUCAGCAGACGUCAGAGGGCAGAGAAUUCUUCACCAUAAAAGUAAUGUCCUGGAGACGGUGGUACUUAUCAACCCUUCAGAUGAAGCAGUCAGUACUGAGGUUCGUUUGAUGAUCUCAGACACUGCCAGGCACAAGCUGCUGGUUCUCUCAGGGCAAUGCUCUGAAAACACUGGGGAGCUGAUUCUUCAGUCUGGAUCCUUCUCGUUCUUCAAUUUCAUAGACAUAUUCACCGACCAAGAGAUUGGUGAAUUGCUCAGCACCAUUCACCCAGCAAAUAAAGCCAACCUUACACUCUUCUGCCCUGAACAAGGCGACUGGAAAAACUCCAACCUGGACAAACACAACCUGCAGGACUUCAUUAACAUGAAACUAAACUCAACUCUCAUACUCCCUGAAAUGGAGGGCCUCUCAGAGUUCACAGAGUAUUUAUCUGAAUCAGUAGAGAUCCCAUCUCCUUUUGACAUGUUAGAGCCACCAACCUCUGGUGGAUUCCUCAAACUCUCCAAACCGUGCUGUUAUAUUUUCCCUGGUGGUCGCGGUGACUCUGCUCUUUUUGCCGUGAAUGGCUUCAACAUGCUCAUUAAUGGCGGCUCGGACAGGAGGUCAUGCUUCUGGAAGCUGGUGAGGCAUCUGGACCGGGUGGACUCCAUCCUCCUGACCCACAUCGGUGACGACAACCUGCCAGGCAUCAAUAGCAUGCUGCAGAGGAAGAUCGCAGAGCUUGAGGAGGAACAGUCACAGGGUUCGACGGCUAACAGUGACUGGGUGAAGAACAUGAUUUCUCCAGAUAUUGGCGUUGUGUUUGUGAAUCUUCCUGAAAACCUGGAUAACCCUGAACCUAAUUACAGGGUGCGAAAGAAUGUUGAGGAAGCAGCGUUCACUCAGCAGUUCCUCACCAAACUAAAUCUGAGGAUGGAGCCUUUGCAAAGGCCCGUGGGAAACACAAUAGAACCGAUCAUACUUUUUCAGAAAAUGGGCGUCGGGAAGCUUGAGAUGUAUGUGCUCAAUCCAUCAAAGAAUAGCAAAGAGAUGCAGCACUUUAUGAAGCAGUGGACAGGUAGUGAAAAAGACACCACAUCCAUUCUGCUGCCAAAUGGAAAAGAAUCUGAGUUCCCUGUAUCUUACCUGACUUCUAUCUCUUCGCUCAUUGUGUGGCAUCCUGCAAAUCCCUCUGAUAAGGUUGUGCGCGUUCUCUUUCCAGGAAAUGCAACCCAGCAUCACAUCUUUGAAGGUUUAGAAAAACUAAAGCACUUGGACUUCUUGAAGCUGCCAGUUGUCACUCAAAAAGCACUGUCUUCUAAUAUGCCAUCAACACCAACACUAAAGCAAGCUAAGAUGAAACACAGAACAGACAGCAGAGAGAGUCUAAAGUCUACCCCAAAGCCAUCACCAAGCAAGAGCAUAAGGAAGGAAUCAAAGGAGGAAGCUCCAGAAAAGGCAAAGACAGAUGCAGAAUCCACUCAUGAAAAAACACAAAAGACAGAGAAAAAAGAAAAGGUCCUGCUGAAAAAGGCAAAGGCACCUGAGAAAGAGUCGAAAGCAAAGUCAGAGCAAACUGAAACUCCAGAGAAAAAGAAGUCUGAAAUAAAGCCCAAAGCUGAAAAGGAAAGGAUUAUGAAGAAGGAGACCAAAAUGUCUUUGGAAAAGAAAAGGGAGAUUAAGAAAGAGGUAACAAAGAAAGAUGACAUACACAAACAAGAAAGUAAAAAAGAUGAAAAAGUAAAGAAAGAGGAGCCAAAGAAAGUUAUAAAAAGGGACAUCAGAAGAGACUCACCCAUGAAGGAGAAGAAGGAAGAUAAGAAAGAGCUAAAGAGAGAUGUCAAAAAGCCCUCUAAAGACAUAAAAAAGGCCACUGAAGAAAGGAGUCUAGCACCAAAACCAAAGCCCCUGAAAAAAGACGAUGCCUCAAAGAAAGAUGCAGGAACACCAUCAAAAUUAAAAGAGAAAGGUAAGCCAAAGGUUACAAAGAAAGAAACAAAGGUGGAUAGUGGCAAACUUGCAGCUAGUGUUGCUGCUGCUGUUGUAGAUGAUCCAGAAGCAGAAAGAGCUCUGAUGUCCUCACCAGAGGAUCUCACUAAGGACUUUGAGGAGCUCAAAGCUGAAGAGUUGGUGGAGGAUGAUGCGACGGUGCAACAAAAUCAGGAAGAGGCUGUGAUGAUCCACAGUGAAGAAAUAAUGCAGACCAAAGAGUCACCUGAGGCAUUAGAGUCAGUGGACGAGGGUAUAACCACAACAGAGGCUGAAGGAGACAGUGGAAUGACCCCUGAUGAACAAGUUCUUAAGGGAAAACUCAAUGGAAGUGCAAUUGAGAAGUUUGAAGAUGAGGGUACUGUAAUGGAGGAGGCAUCAGAGGGAGGAGAUUAUGAAGAGAAGGGAGAGACGGAGGAAGUUUAUGAACCACAGAGAAUGGAAUCAGAUAAAGACAAGCUUACUCCAAGUGAAGAUGAACACCUAGACAGACAUGAUGAAAUCAAACCAGAGGACAGAGUUGAAGUCAUAGACAAUGUAACCAAUAAAAAUGUAGAAGAUCAGCUCAGAAGUGAAAGGCAAACAGAGAAACAAAGUCUGUUUGUGUCAGCCUCACCCAAAGUGUCCUCGCCUGUUUCUCCAGCUGCAUCUAUCCAUGAUGAAAUGCUUCCUGUUGGCUUUGAGACCUCCACAGCCUCUGAUGAUGAGAACCGAGAUGAAGCCCCUGAAGAUUACACUGUCACCUCUGGCUACACUCAGUCCACCAUGGAGAUCUCCAGUGUGCCUACUCCCAUGGAUGAGAUGUUGACUCCAAGGGACAUUAUGAGUGACGAAAUCACCAAUGAUGAGACUGAAUCUCCUCCACAAGAUGGCGACCGGUUUGAGACAUCAGCGGCUGGGGAGUAUGAUAGGAAGAAGCUUUCUCCACUUCAGGAUAUGCCAGUAUCGGAUCAUUCGCAGAGUGAAGCUACAGAAGGCCAGGACUACACCCACUCCGCUUCCACCAUAUCUCCACCUUCAUCACUAGAAGAAGAUAAAUUCUGUAAGGACUUUCCACCUUCAGGGAAAGCUGAAGGGUUUGACACAGCUCAAGAGUCUUCUGAGAAGUACAGUGCAGACUCAGCUAGACUCAGGUUAACCUCCACGACGUCACCUCUUAUUCGUUCUCCCUCAGUGGAUCGCAAGGAUAUGUUUGAUUCUCCAUCAAUUUUUGCAGCUCCAAUAGAACUGUCCACCACACUGGCAGGGUCCACCAGAGAAAGAGCGGAUUCUUCCAUCAGCCCAGAUGACAAGACACUGGAAGGAGCUAACUCCCCUCAGUCCUCUGGUCACACACCUUACUAUCAGUCACCAGUAGAUGAAAAAGCAGCAAGUCUACCACCUGCAUCAGAAGACAAAGAAGAGGGUCCAAUAAUUGUGGAGGUCACAAGUGAUAAAGAGGAUUCCUCCAACAGAGUUACCCCGGAGCCUGAUGAGCCACAACAAGAAAGGAGUUCCCCUGUAGACAGGGUAAUGUCCCCUCCAAAAAGCCCACCUCCAGCUGAAGCUGAUUCCCCAACAGUCCCCAAGUCCCCCUUUGAUAUAGAUCAGAAGAAAUCUGGAGAAUACAGCCAGUCAGUCUUGUCGUCAGCGCCAAUGACCAAACUUGAAUCAGACACCAAUCCUUUCACAGCUUUCAAAGAAGAGAGUAAAAUGUCCAUUUCAGAGGGUACCACAUCAGACAAGUCAGGAACCCCUCUGGAGGAAGUGGUAGCAGAAGACACAUUUUCACAUUUAGCUUCAGCAUCCACUGCCUCCCUGGCCACCAGCUCUUUGCCAGAGCCAACCACUGACUCUCCUUCCCUGCAUGCUGAGGUAGGCUCUCCUCACUCAACUGAAGUGGAUGACUCGCUGUCUGUCUCUGUGGUUCAGACCCCGACCACCUUCCAUGAGGCCGAGGGAUCCCCAUCCAAGGAGGAUAGCCCCAGGCCCAUGUCUAUCUCCCCAGACAUCUCACCAAAGUCAAAAAGCAGAAUACAGAUGCAGGACACAAAAUCCCCAGAGCACUCUACCAUGUCAAUAGAGUUUGGCCAGGAGUCCCCUGACCACUCCUUAGCCCUGGACUUUAGUAAGCAGUCUCCAGAGCACCCAUCUGUGGGAGGCAGCUCACGUGCUACGGAGAAUGGCCCAACUGAGGUUGACUACAGCCCCUCAGACGGAACAGAUGUAAGACCAUCUGGAGAGCCUGGAUCCACAGUGGAGAAGCCUUUGCUUUUUGAAGAGACUGAUUCAGCCCGUGCCACUUCUGCAACCCCAUCAGAUGCAUCCCAGUCCACACCCUCUGUUACGACCCCAUGCCAAAUGACAGACAUUCCACAUGUGACUGAGCAGUCAGAAAAGUCUCCAGUCACCCCCAAGGCAUCCUCUCUCACCCACUCUCCACAUUCCAGUGAGCCAUCCCCAGUGCUAGGAAGUCCCCUGGGUAAAGACAGCACCAGCCCAAUUUCGCCAUCUGCAGAGAGCAUUUCUAAUAAAUUUGACACACAGCAGAAAUACGACAAGUCACCCUCACCUCCCAAAGCUACUUCCCCAUCAUCUUCUUUUGCCUUCACAAAAGAGGAGAAACCUUCCCCACCAAAGGAGACUAAUCCCUUUAAAUGUGUGGAUUCUACAUUAGAGGCAAAAUCCCCUGUGAGCCCCAAAAUUCCCUCCCCAUCAUAUCUACCUCUCUCCUCUGAUCUGUAUAAUUGCAAUUCUGCCUGUGGCUCCAGGGACCCAGAAUCAACAAAGAGGAGCCCCUCUGCUCCAUCUAAGACAGAUGUUGACCUCUGCUUAGUCACUUCAUGUGAGUACCGUCAUCCCAAGACAGAACUUUCGCCAUCUUUCAUCAACCCUAACCCUCUAGAGUACUUCAUUAAUGAAGAGAAUGCCUUGGGUGAAGAGAAACCUCUGGCCAAGUCAGGAGGAGGACCCCCACCUCCAGGAGGUAAGCUUCCCACCAAGCAAUGUGAGGAGACCCCACCCACAUCCAUCAGUGAAUCUGCCCCCUCGCAGACAGAUUCAGAUGUUCCACCAGGAACAGAGGAGUGCCCCUCCAUUACAGCAGAUGCUAACAUUGACUCUGAGGACGACUCUGAGACCUUGCCCACUGACAGAACCCUGACCUACAGGCAUCCAGAUCCUCCUCCAGUGGCUUUCAGGGACUCUGCUCCCUCCUCAGGCCACCACGAUGUCUGCAUGGUGGACCCAGAGGCCCUCAAGGCUGAAGAAAACCUCCACAAUGCUAACACAGAUGGAGGAGAAAAGGCCAAGAAGAAAAAACUCUCCAAAAAGUCAUCAUCACCAGCCAGGAAGACAGGUCUAUCAAAAGUCAAGGACACAAAGACUGCCUCUCCAAAGAAGAGUGUUGGAGAGGGGAAAGAUGCCAAAAAUGCGACAAAUACAACAGCGUCCAGAGGUGUGAAAAGUGCCACAUCAGGUACUGGCAGUGGAAAGGCAUCAGGUGGGGCAUCUCUGCCCAACUGUCCUCCCAUGUACAUGGAUUUGGUUUACAUCCCCAAUCACUGCAGUGCCAAGAAUGUGGAUGCUGAGUUCUUUAAGCGGGUGCGCUCCUCCUACUAUGUGGUCAGUGGCAAUGAUCAGACAGCUCAGGAGCCCAGUAGGGUUGUCCUUGAUGCUCUGCUGGAAGGAAAGGCCCAGUGGGGAAACAAUAUGCAGGUCACUCUGAUUCCAACCCAUGACACUGAUGUGAUGAGGGAGUGGUACCAGGAGACCCACGACAAGCAGCAGGAGCUGAACAUCAUGGUCCUAGCCAGCAGCAGCACUGUCGUCAUGCAGGACGAGUCUUUCCCGGCUUGUAAGAUAGAGAUGUAGGCCAGUUCUGCAAGAGAUCUGUGAAUCUGGAGGCCUAGUGACUGAUAAUGAGAUGGAUCAUUAUUUGUAGAGGAAAACAAAUCCAUGUAGCAUAAAACCUAAGCAGACACUUAAACACUUACAUACUAUAAUGAUACUAAACCCUAAAUAAUGAAUAUCUGCAAUGAGGACUGACACUAACAGAAGGACAAUGUAUUCUUUAUAAAGUAGAUACAUCAUUGACAUCCUUAUGGUGUUAUCUGAUUUUUAGGCAUAAAUGAAUUGUAGUAGGAGGAAAUUAGAAACCAGCCUAGCCAUGAUUGUCCAACUAUACCAACUCUAGCACAGCUCAAGUAAUGAUGUUGUGGAAUGAAAUAUCCCUGCCUAUGGUAUAUUCUUAAGCAAUGGCUGUUAUCCACACCAAAGGAUAAACAAUAUGUUUUCUGUUAUUGCCUUAGGGAGUCAAAAUGAAUGUAUAAGAACUGGUGCAACUAGCAGAAGAGUAGGCAAACUCUACACACCGGAGGGAAUCCAUAAAAGGACUGUUAAAUGGUUACAUAGUUGAAUGAUGGUAAAUAUAAAUGAACUUGAAGGGAUACUCAACACUGAUUAGCAUUAAUAUGAUGUCUGACUUCAUAUUCAUCACCGGCGAGACAGAGUGCCCCUACCAUUGUGAAACUGUUUCAUAUGUUUUUUAGUCGGCUGGGUUUUAUUUGAUUUAAAGUGGGUGUUUUUCUUCUUUUGUCUGGUUUAUGUUGCUGCUGAUGUAUGAAAAUUAAUUUAUUAUGUUAAAUUAUUGAACGUGAUUGUCCAGAUCGCCUUUUACACUGUGCAACAAAAAGUUGCCUCAGAACUCUCUCCCCUUGCCUUUGUCACAUCUGUAAAAUCGUAUCAUUUUCCACAAUGUUACUGCUUGUUAGAGGCCUGCCUUUUAUUUCUGUUUUAUUUACAGAUUUUAAGUUCUUUAAGAAAGAGAAAAUCAGAUCUUAUUUCUAUUACCUGUUUUUUAUGUAAUCAUUGAGCUAUGGGGGGAGCUAGCCUUUUCCCAAUGUAAAGCUGGUGAAGCAGGAUAUUUUCAUAAACCUUAAAAUGUCUUGUUUUUCUAAAGCAUUGUACUAUAAUUAUAAAUAGCUUCGUGGCCGAUGGAAUGGUUGAAAGACGUGCAUGAGUUAUGAUAUAUUAGGAUUUUUUUCCUUCUUCUUUUCAUGGGGAUUUUGCUCAGACUUGCAUUAGUAACAACAGGGCUAUAUCAGCUAAAUAAAUAAAUGUGAGGAGCAUUUUAUGAUUUCUGCAAGUUGUGCCAUGACAUUGUAUAUUACAGUAAGUCAAGCAGUUGCCUAUGGCACUGUCUAACUGUAAAACUGAUUUUCAGGUUGAUGUGAGCAUUUAGGGGAGGAUGAAAACUUCUUGUGACAUUAAGAGUUUCUCCUCGUUAGCCAGGAUGAAAAGGAAGCAGCUUCCAUGAGAGGCAAAGCCUUGAGAGGGGCAGCACACAGAGAUGAGAGUGAGAGUGACUCGUGUGUUUUAGAUGAAAGUAUGUAAAACAAAAACUAGACACUUUAAACACAAACAUGACACAUACCAAACUAACAGUACAGAGGCCAUAGACUAUCUUUGACGGGCCAGCCUCUGAAGAAAUAUUUAACAAAUCGACGCACGAUGAUUACAGACUUUGCUACUUUGGGUUAUAAAAUCAACUCACCAAACUCACCAGAUGUUUCUGAAAUUAUGUCAGGUGUUCAUGAUACCACUAUACACCACUUCUCCUGCAGGGGAACCUCAAACCAACAACAUGACCAUACUGUCAAGCAACAGCAAACCUACAAAUUCUGAACUGACAUUUCUCUUGACCUGACAUUUCUCUUUUCUCUGUCUUCUUUCUCUACACUCCCUCUAUUCUCUCUCUCUCUGUCUAGUUAUCUCUGCCUUUUUCUCCUCAUCUUUCUCUUGGGAGGACUUUAAUAAUGUUUGUCUGCAGUUGUGUGGUAUAUUUGUCUUGUGAUCAUGCAUCCUCUCCGCCCCUUUUCCCAAACUCAUAUAUAACCUAUAGCAAUUAGUUUCAAGUGAGUAUUCCUUAGUGCUUUCUGAUGUUUGUGUGCAAUAUUUCCUCUAUCCAUAUGGCGAAUCUGAAGUAAGAGGAACUACUACUUAAGAACAAACAUUCAAAAACAACCACAAUAAAAUCUGUUGUGAAAAAUAA